AUGCUCCCUUACCUGUUUCACCAAAGGCUCAUGCGGGGAAGUUUGUGCCCCCCCAUAGCCAAACGGUUAGUGGACAGUGUUUAGGGACUGGGCAAAGUGUUAAUCUUCCUCGGGGCAACUGCUAUGAUGUUCCUUUAUUUGCUCCGACAAUCCACAUUCACCAAAUGGACAUACCAUGUUGGUCAAUAUGUAUCAUGUACCCAGUGCUCGUUUGGAAUGUGCCAUUCUGCCUUGCUGUCACAUGUCCAUUAGUUUGGGUAGUGUGUGUGUUUUAAGGGGGGUGGUUAGAAAUACUGAACUGUAAUGAUUUCAGUUGAAGGGAAAAUGCCCACUGCUACGUCCUGACAAUAUUUGAGGUUACUGCUUAUGUGUGAGGAACGUGUCUCAAGCAUCAUUUUUAAAUGUCAAGACCAGAAUAAGGGGAGGGGUGUGUGGCAAAGACGCGCUAUAGGCACAUCUCUCUCCACUAUUGUGGACUGACUCCCACCAAUUCAUGCUCACUAUUUGUUUCAUUGUGCCAAUUAUUUGUCAAUGUUUUUAAAUGCCCCUUGAAAUAUAUACAGUGGGGGAAAAAAGUAUUUAGUCAGCCACCAAUUGUGUAAGUUCUCCCACUUAAAAAGAUGAGAGAGGCCUGUAAUUUUCAUCAUAGGUACACGUCAACUAUGACAGACAAAUUGAGAUUUUUUUUCUCCAGAAAAUCACAUUGUAGGAUUUUUAAUGAAUUUAUUUGCAAAUUAUGGUGGAAAAUAAGUAUUUGGUCAAUAACAAAAGUUUCUCAAUACUUUGUUAUAUACCCUUUGUUGGCAAUGACACAGGUCAAACGUUUUCUGUAAGUCUUCACAAGGUUUUCACACACUGUUGCUGGUAUUUUGGCCCAUUCCUCCAUGCAGAUCUCCUCUAGAGCAGUGAUGUUUUGGGGCUGUCGCUGGGCAACACAGACUUUCAACUCCCUCCAAAGAUUUUCUAUGGGGUUGAGAUCUGGAGACUGGCUAGGCCACUCCAGGACCUUGAAAUGCUUCUUACGAAGCCACUCCUUUGUUGCCCGGACGGUGUGUUUGGGAUCAUUGUCAUGCUGAAAGACCCAGCCACGUUUCAUCUUCAAUGCCCUUACUGAUGGAAGGAGGUUUUCACUCAAAAUCUCACAAUACAUGGCCCCAUUCAUUCUUUCCUUUACACGGAUCAGUCGUCCUGGUCCCUUUGCAGAAAAACAGCCCCAAAGCAUGAUGUUUCCACCCCCAUGCUUCACAGUAGGUAUGGUGUUCUUUGGAUGCAACUCAGCAUUCUUUGUCCUCCAAACACGACAAGUUGAGUUUUUACCAAAAAGUACUAUUUUGGUUUCAUCUGACCAUAUGACAUUCUCCCAAUCCUCUUCUGGAUCAUCCAAAUGCACUCUAGCAAACUUCAGACGGGCCUGGACAUGUACUGGCUUAAGCAGGGGGACACGUCUGGCACUGCAGGAUUUGAGUCCCUGGCGGCGUAGUGUGUUACUGAUGGUAGGCUUUGUUACUUUGGUCCCAGCUCUCUGCAGGUCAUUCACUAGGUCCCCCCGUGUGGUUCUGGGAUUUUUGCUCACCGUUCUUGUGAUCAUUUUGACCCCACGGGGUGAGAUCUUGCGUGGAGCCCCAGAUCGAGGGAGAUUAUCAGUGGUCUUGUAUGUCUUCCAUUUCCUAAUAAUUGCUCCCACAGUUGAUUUCUUCAAACCAAGCUGCUUACCUAUUGCAGAUUCAGUCUUCCCAGCCUGGUGCAGGUCUACAAUUUUGUUUCUGGUGUCCUUUGACAGCUCUUUGGUCUUGGCCAUAGUGGAGUUUGGAGUGUGACUGUUUGAGGUUGUGGACAGGUGUCUUUUAUACUGAUAACAAGUUCAAACAGGUGCCAUUAAUACAGGUAACGAGUGGAGGACAGAGGAGCCUCUUAAAGAAGAAGUUACAGGUCUGUGAGAGCCAGAAAUCUUGCUUGUUUGUAGGUGACCAAAUACUUAUUUUCCACCAUAAUUUGCAAAUAAAUUCAUUAAAAAUCCUACAAUGUGAUUUUCUGGAGAAAAGAAAUCUCAAUUUGUCUGUUAUAGUUGACGUGUACCUAUGAUGAAAAUUACAGGCCUCUCUCAUCUUUUUAAGUGGGAGAACUUGCACAAUUGGUGGCUGACUAAAUACUUUUUUCCCCCACUAUAUUCAUCUGCAAAGUUAAUCCCAACAUACUCCCCCAUUAAUUUAGAAUGUAUGGUUACGGAAAUUUUACAAGAGAACACGUUGUUUGGAGAGCUCACAAACUGCGCAACACUUACUAUUGUUUUAUUUAAUUGCAUUUACCAGUUUAUUGUCAAUUUCUUCGUUGUCUUUGUUUGAAGAGCAGGUGUCUGGUUUCGCAGUCAUGUGUAAUGUUGUGUGAAUGCGCAUAGAUAUACCUGGCCUGUGUGCCAAGAAUAGGUGUUGCCAAAUGUAUUUAAGUGCCCGUUUGGGGAUGUUCUAGUUAGUUCACUUUUGGGUAACCCAAGGGGAGGCUGUAUCUGAGCCUGCUGGACCCAACCUGUGCUGGACCCCACAGGUUUUGCCUGAUGAGAGGGUUUUUCUUUUGAAUGCUGACAUUUUGAAGUCCGAAUUUUUUAUAUAUAUUUGUAAAUAUCAGCGUCAUCUUUGAAACACCAGCGCUGUGUAAAUAAUUCCAACACUCAUUUCCACCUCUACCUCCUUGAAUCUUUGGCCUUACCACUGCUAGAAGGACCCUAUUUUACACUGAUACAGCGCAGCUGAGAUAGGCUACGGAUUUCGCUCAAACCUGUCACUUCAAAAGCACUCAAUGAGUCUGCAUUUGAACUUUGUUUGUUGUGGUAUAGCGUGAUCUAAGCAGAAUUCAAUAUAAUUCUAAUGCAAGAACCCCCAAAAAUGUAGCCGCCUAGCCGAUUUCAACUGCCCCCUUAGUCACUUUAUCCUGGCGCCGGGUCUGGCUUCCUCCUUACACGGUUAUUGCUCAUCUUCACCCAUUAGAUCUGGGCAAAGUCAUAGCUGUGCUAUCACUUUCCUACCAAGCUCAUGCACAGCUGUUUGUUAUGCCUCUGUCCUUUUGCCCAACCCCUACACCAGUAAAUGGCACGACAGGAGAAGGUAUGUCUCUCACUGUGGAAGAGAGGAAGCUGCUUGCAGAGGAAUGGUGUCAUAAGGGCAAGAACAAGUAAGUAAAAUGUUUCAAGUUUUAAUGUCACAUGCACAAGUACAGUGAAAUGCCAUUCUUGCAAGUUUUAAACCCAACAAGUACGUAAUACAGAAUAUGUGGUUAUCAAAUAUGCGUAAUAUGGUUUAUACACUGAGUAUACAAUUUUUUUUUUUAAACCUGCUCUUUCCAUGAGGUGAAAGCUAUGAUCCCUUAUUGAUGUCACUUGUUAAAUCCACUUCAAUGAAGGGCAGGAGGCUUUUUUAAGCCUUGAAACAAUUGAGACAUGGAUUGUGUAUGUGUGCCAUUCAGAGGGUGAAUGGGCAAGACAAAGUGCCUUUGAACGGGGUAUGGUAGUAGGUGCCAGCCGCACCUGUUUGUGUCAAGAACUGCAACGCUGCUGGGUUUUUCAUGCUCAACAGUUUCCCGUGUGUAUCAAGAAUGGUCCACCACCCAAAGGACAUCCAGCCAACUUGACACAACUGUGGGAAGCAUUGGAGUCAACAUGGGCCAGCAUCCCUGUGGAAUGCUUUCGAGUCCAUGCCCCAACGAAUUCAGUCUGUUCUUAGGGGGGGGUUUGCAACUCAAUAUUAGGAAGGUGUUCCUAAUGUUUGCUAUACUCAGUGUAUGUGGCAAUACUGUCUCCGUGUGAAUGAGUCACUGAUUAAGCCUUGCUGGCUUCUUGGCACACUUUGCUGUGUCUUCAUAGGCUGGAGCAGGUGAUAGUGCACGUGGGCUGCAUGAGUCUGAAGGACUCCCAGGAGCUGGUGAGUCAUCCCUGCCACAACCUGCUGGUACUCCUUGCUACCCAUAACUAGUCUAAACUCAGCACAAGGCCUUGGAACAGCCCGCAGUGUAACUAAGGUGUCGUACUGUCUCUGUGUCCCCCAUGCAGGCACGCCAUGCUGCUGAAAUAGGAGCUGAUGGGAUAGCAGUGAUCUCCCCCUCUUUCUUCAAACCCGCCACUGCAGGUCCGUUGAGCCUAAUCGGUUGUGAUGUAUAAUUGUGGUUCUGUUUGCUCAUUAAAGUAUGACUAUGACAUUCCACUCGUGUCAAUGUUGGAGAGGAAUUCACUGUAGGGAUUUCCUUUCCUUCCUGUGUUUCCUUCCACUGAACUCAGAUGCUCUGAGGAUGUUUCUCCAGGAAGUGGCUGCAGCCGCCCCAGCUGUGCCCUUCUACUAUUAUCACAUUCCAGCUGUGACCGGGGUCAACUGUGAGUACUGUGCUUUCAGUUGAUAUGAUACAGUCGGACACUUCUUGAUGCACCUCUGCAUGUGAUACUCUAAUAUUCAGGAGUUGAAUUACAAGGAUGUUGAUUCUCAGCCACUCUUUUCUCCUGUCAGUGCGAUCAAGGGAUGUGUUGGAGGGGAUAGAGAAGCAGAUCCCCUCGUUCCAGGGGCUGAAGUUCAGUGGCAGUGACAUGAUGGACUUUGGCCAGUGUGUCAGCUAUAGUCCAUCUCACUGGUCACUCCUAUAUGGCAUAGAUGAGGUCAGCACAUCUUUCUCCUCCCUGUCUUUGCUUGUCUCUCUCUGUCAGUAUGAAGAUAACCUAUCAUUAGAGCAGUGUUUCCCAACUCCAGUCCUCAAGUAUCCCCAACAGUACACAUUUGUAUUGUGUACUGUUGGGGUUACUCAAUGACUGGAGUUGGGAACCACUGCCUUAGAGGAAAGUCAUGUUCAUUAUGUUAUGUUUAUCUAAUUAAAUAAUGUUUUACCCUUUUAACAGCAACUGCUAGGAGGUUUGGCAAUGGGUGCCAAUGGGGCCGUAGGCAGGUUGGUCUCCAUUUUAUCAUACUUUAACCCUUAGAACUAUGAUCUCUGUGUGAAGUCAGUCCAUUGGGCAGACACUUAAAGUGCAUUCGGAAAGUAUUCCGACCCCUUGACUUUUUCCACAUUUUGUUACGUUACAGCCUUAUUCUAAAAUGGAUUAAAUAGUUUUCCCCCUCAUCAAUUUACACACAAUACCCAUAAUGACAAAGCAAAAACAGGUUUAGAAAUGUUUGCAAAUGUAUUAAAAAUAAAAACGGAAAUAUCACAUUUACAUAAGUAUUCAGACUCUCUACUCAGUACUUUGUUGAAGCACCUUUGGCAGCUAUUACAGCCUCAAGUCUUCUUGGGUAUGACGCUACAAGCUUGGCACACAUGUAUUUGGGGAGUUUCUCCCAUUCUUUUCUGCAGAUCCUAUCGGGCUCUGGCUUGGCCACUCAAGGACAUUCAGAAACUUGUCCCGAAGCCACUCCUUUGUUGUCUUGGAUGUGUGCUUAGGGUUGUUGUCCUGCUGGAAGGUGAACCUUCACCCCAGUCUGAGGUCCUGGGCGCUCUGGAGCAGGUUUUCAUCAAGGAUCUCUCUGUACUUUGCUCUGUUCAUCUUUCCCUCGAUCCUGACUAGUCUCCCAGUCCCUGCCACUGAAAAACAUCCCCACAGCAUGAUGCUGCCACCACCAUGCUUCACCGUAGGGAUGGUGCCAGGUUUCCUCCAGACGUGAUGCUUGGCAUUCUUGGUUUCAUCAGACCAGAGAAUCUUGUUUCUCAUGGUCUAAGAGUCCUUUAGGUGCAGUUUGGUCGGGCGGCCAGCUCUAGGAAGAGUCUUGGUGGUUCCAAACGUCUUCCAUUUAAGAAUGAUGGAGGCCAUUGUGUUCUUGGGGACCUUCAAUGAUGCAGAAAUGUUUUGGUACCCUUCCCCAGAUCUGUGCCUCGAACAAUCCUGUCUCGGAGCUCUACGGACAAUUCCUUCGACCUCAUGGCUUGGUUUUGCUCUGACAUGCACUGUCAACUGUGGGACCUUAUAUAGACAGGUGUGUGCCUUUCCAAAUCAUGUUCAAUCAAUUGAAUUUACCACAGGUGGACUCCAAUCAUGUUGUAGAAACAUCUCAAGGAUGAUCAAUGGAAACAAGAUGCAUCAGAGCUCAAUUUCAAGUCUCAUAGCAAAGGGUCUGAAUACUUAUGUAAAUAAGGUAUUUCUGUUAUUUUUUUUAUAAAUCUGCAAAUAUCAUUAUGGGGUAUAGUGUGUAGAUUGAUGAGAGAAUAAAUAAAAAAAUAGUUUAGAAUAAGGCUGUAACGUAACAAAAUGUGGAAAAAGUCAAGGGGUCUGAAUACUUUCCGAAUGCACUGUAUGCCUUAGGAAUGCCACUCUCUCCCCAGCACGUACAACUACCUGGGCAGCAGUGUGAACAGACUCAUGUCAGCCUUUCAUAAAGGGGACCUCCCCAAUGCCAGGACUUUACAGGUACACCUCCUUUUCAGCCUCAGACAAAACAACAACACAGGACAUCAUUGUAGUUUUCCUAAAUCUGUGUUAAUCUGAUUGAUUAAUGUCUCUGAUCUCUCUUUGCAGUUCCAGGUGCAAGAUAUCCUCUGUUAUGCAAUAAAGAUGGGUCAGUCAGUGCAACAUUUUCACCCACAAAACACAGUGUCAUUCCCAUGUGUGUCAUCUGUGAGAUUACAAUGAACCUAGAGUGAGUAUGUGCAUGUUGUGAUGUGAUACAUUGUGUUUGUGUGUGCAGGGUUUGACUUGGCUGUAAAUAAGCAGCUGAUGAGUGAGGUGUCAGGAUUGGCUCUGGGUCCUCCCCGCCUGCCCUUGCUGCCCUGCCCCCAGCCCAAGGCCCACUCCAUAGCACAGAGACUCCAGCAGAUCCUGGGGGAGCAAUGACAGCAGCAUGGAGACUUGGCUUUAUAGGCCAGCCUGGGAGCAUUACAGCGUCAGUUAAAACAGUCAUGUGUUUCUUUGUUUUUCUAGCCUCUCCAAGUUGUCAACUCGAAAAUCUCCUAUUCUGUUCUCCUGCUUCUAACCUUUAAUAAGGAGGAACAGCAAACACUAACACUGUACCCAAUACGUUUGAUUUAACUGACUAUCGCCUGCACGUGUAUUCAAAUGUAAAGAAACAUUCCAUUGCCAGCAGCCCAAAAUGCCAAAAGACACAGUUAGUCAUGCCAGAGGUGCAAUCAAGCAUCAUGUAGUAGGGCAUUAAGAGCAUUGUACAGAUUGGCUAGAGGAGUUACUGAGGGACUUUUAGCACCUUGUAUCUUAAAAUUGGCUUCUGAUAUUUAAUCUAUAUUGUUUUUAGUGAGACCUGCAGGGUUGUUUUAUUGAUACUGUAUUUGUUUUUACUUUCUUCUUUGUCGUUUACCGGAACAACAAUGCAUUUUUGUGUGGUUGAUACCUUUUCAAAUAAGUACUGUAAUAGACUGUAACCUAACCCUGAGUAAAUCAGUACAUCUAUUAAGUUGAAUUGCCACUGACCUCAAAAGUGUGAAUUGCACUCUUUCUUGAUAUUAUCUUUUUAAAAAGCCAUUGAUUUAAAAUGAAUUAAAGUAUAACUGAACUUGUAUGCGAGUGAAAGGGAAAUAUAAACAAAACUUGAAUCAUUUUUGUAAACACUCUUAGACAUUUCUAAUUGCAUAUGAAAUAAAAGAUCUACCGUU
Molecule: messenger RNA, 7566 nt
Organism: Coregonus sp. 'balchen'
Lineage: Eukaryota; Metazoa; Chordata; Actinopteri; Salmoniformes; Salmonidae
Source: the annotation of a GenBank genome assembly